AAUAAAGCACUUGGUAGUGUAUAUGCAUUUCUUCACAGUAUUUUUGUGAAUAAAACAACCUCCCUCCCUCUCUCAGGUGGGGUAGCGAUGCGUGGCUUUUGUAGGCGCCAUUAUGAACAGCGGUGAGGGAGGGAGAGGAAGGGAUGGAGGAAGAGAGGGAGGAGAGGAGAGAAAACCUGACAAGAGCCCCAAGCUGUUAUCUCAUCCUCUCCUGACCCUGGAAGUGAUUCCCUGUGAGGGGUUGUCCUCUCAUACCUCAGCCCCGGCCCCAGCCCCUGCCAAAGAGCCCUCCACCCUGACCCAGACAGAGACAGAGCAGGGCGGUGCAGAGGGGACCACAGGCAGAGAGGAGACCCCAGGAGGGGAGAGGGGUGGACACUCACAUGGAGUCAGACUGGAGGAAGAGGAAGAGAAGCUAAAGGAGAAGAAGGAGAAAGAAAGAUUGUUACUAGUGGAUGACAGAGAGGAAACGGUGGGGGGAGAGGACCUUGCACCAGCCUUCAGCAGCAAAGACAGAGGAGGAGAGGAAGAGAAAGAGAGGGAAGAGGAAGAGGAGAAGAGGGAAGAGGCCAUCUCAAACCAAAGCCAAACCAAAUCCAAAUGUAGUCUAUUACCUCGACAGAGCCAGCACAGCUCUGCUUCCUGCACUGUUAUGGCCAGUGGCACACUGAACAGUAACACCAUCAUCACUCCUUCCUCUUCUCCAAAAUGCUCUACCUCUGCAAAGCACUCUACCACUCCUUCCACCUCUCCAAAGCUCUCCACCUUGUUUUCCUCCUCUCCUUCCUCCCAGAGCGAGACAGAGAUGAGAGACACAGGGGGAGUGCAGGGCAGUAGUCCUAGUUUUCCUCUGAGCUUUAUUAAACCCCAGAAGUCAGCCCUGCCUGAGUCCACCAGCACACCCGUUAAGGAUGAUAGGAGGGCAGACACCACUCACACUUCCCUUAUUGCCAGUGGAGACACUGCCAAAGUUCCAAAACCAAACAACAACCCGAAAGAGAGAGAUGGAAAAAGAGAGGGAGAUAAGGAUAGGGAUGGCGAGAGAGAAAGAGAGGGAGAUAAGGAUAGGGAUGGCGAGAGAGAAAAAGAGGGAGAUGAGAAUGUAAAGACCGUUUCUAAAUACCUCCACCCCUCUCCCUCCUCACCCUCCUCUCCUGGCUCACUGAACAGUCACAUGGCUUUGAUGCACUCCUGGAACUCCUGCAAGAUGUCCCAACAGACACUGCAUGCACACCUCAGAGAAAAACACCCUGAGUCUGGGGGCUUGUGUGUGUGGGGGGGCUCGGGGGAGAAGUGUGUGUGUGGAGGGUCAAGGGGUGUGUGUGUGUACUGUAGCACGAGGAAGGCCCACCCUCGUCUGUCCCGGAGGGAGAGCUAUGUCUGUGAGUACAAGCCCUACUGCUGUGGUGUGUGUGAUUACGUCACGUCCUCUAAAGGAAACCUCAGCAUACACAUGCAGUCAGACAAACACCUCAGCAAUGUACAGGUAGCGGGACACACACACUCUGUACACAACGGGGGCUACGCUGUCAGAGACACAGCAGGCGAACAGGGCUACGGACACACACACCCCACAGUCACACAGCCCCCUGUACACACACCACCCUACCCCAGCCAGCCCCCCUCCCAGGGUAAGAGGUGGUGGUGUGAGGUGUGUGAUUAUGAGACCAGCAUUGCCCGGAAUCUGCGCAUACACACCACCAGCGAGAAACACACGCACAACGUGCUGCGCCUGAAACAAACACACAACGUACUGCAGCUGCAGAGAAGCUACUACCUGGCCCACUGCAGGAGUCUACCUCCUCAACUCACACUGCUACACAGCAUAGGUGGGGAGCAGUCUUUGGGUAUGCAUCAACUAACAGCAGAGGAGCCAGUCGCCCCGGAUUCAACCCUGACGCCCUCCCCCUCUCCUCCUCCCUCCUCCUCACCAUCCCCUUCUCCAUCCCCCUCUCCCCCUCUGUCUCUCUCCCCCACUUCUCCACUCUCCUGUGGUGUGUUCCAGUGCCUGGUGUGUUCCAGUUUCUCCUCUGACAGUCUGGAGUCUCUUGGAUCUCACCUGAGUGCCCCCUGCUCCCUGCCUCAGUCUGAGUGGCACUCUCUGGUGGCUGGAGGCUGCUACUGCAGGCUGUGUGGCUACAGUACCCCCCUCAGGGCUAACUUCACCCUGCACUGCCAGACAGACAGCCACAGGGCCCAGUACCAGCUGGCUUCCCACCUCUGGGAGAUAGGGGAGAAUUGGGAGGCCGGGGACUGGGAGGAAGUUGGGAAGUUGGUUGCUACAGGCAACCCAGUCCAGCUGAAGUGUAACGUGUGUGACUUCCAGACCACCAGCUUGGAGAAACUGAAAAUACACAGCAUCAACCCCCAACACCAGGACAGCCUCAGAGUCUACAGGUUCUUACAGCAGUAUGACAGUGCAGUAGAUGGAGGGUCCUGGUCGUUCCACUGUGUCCUGUGUAACUACUCCUCCUGCUCUAAACUCCACCUACUGAGACAUACCCACUCCCCUGGUCAUCAGAAGAAGGAGCUUCACUACUUGCAGUUAGUGAGAGGGAGGAGCCUGGAGGAAGGGGAGGGGCUAGCAGCUAUCUUCACCAUUAGGAAGUGUCCCAGUCCUGAGACAGGGGGAAGCAGUGAGGAGGAGGGGGAGAGGAGAGAUUCCCUAUCCCCAGCCAAGCGAUCGUUCUCUAGUCUGGAGGAGACACAGAGCCCCCUCUCCCCCAAACGCCCCAGAACAGACCAGUACACCACUCACCGACAGGCUACUGCCAAGUGCCCACUGUGCAAGGACACACUGGUAUACACACACCUGAGACGUCACCUCACACUCACACACAGUGUGGCCCAGGACUGUGUGGACAAGCUCAUGAGUGCGGUGGCAGUGGAGCUGCCAGAGAUUCUGCAGAAAGAGACGCUGCAGAUGGAGUCCCACUCAAAUAUAAAGGAAUCUCAAACAAACGAUUGCAACACAAACGGCUCUUACGUGAAGGAAUCCCUCACAAACGAGUCUCAAACAAACGACUCCCAUACAAAGAAAGAAAAAGUGAUCCCAGUCAAAGAUGUCCCUGCUCUUCUCACUCCUCCCUCUGAGGACCAGCACCCAGCAGAGGACAACACCUCCCACCUCCUAGAGUCCCCCAGCUCUCCCCUUUCCCCACCCACUCUUUCCUCGCUCUCUCCCAGCAACCUCGCUUCAUCCACCUUACCCCCCUCUCCUCCCAGCAAUGCCCCUCCCCCCUCUGAUUGUCAUGGUUACAGGUUCCGCUGCGGCAGCUGCAGUCUAGCGUUCCAAAUGCAGGAGAAGCUGCAGCUGCACUGGCAGUACCACGCCAUGAGGGCGGCGACAGAGUGCCACCUCUGCCCCAGACACUGCCGCAGCCAAGAGGCCCUGCAGAGACACCUGCUCAACACACACCUACAGGACCUACACCUACAGGGUACACACCCUGACCAGAGUGGAGCACACGUCCAACGACCAGUCAGCCUGGAGGGGGAGGAAGAGGAGGGGAAGAGUAUGAGUGAAGAAGAGACAGAUAAGGAGGAAGAUGAUGAAGAGGGGGAGAGAGAGCAGGGAAAGGGAGAUGAAGGAGAGGAGGAUGACCCAGGUGAGCAGGAGGAGAGGCCCAGUCCAGGGGUUGGUGAUAGUGACCAGGGUUCAAGGCAGCAGGAGGAGAAGGAGGCAGGGUCAGAACCCAGCCCCUUCAGCAAGUGCUCCAACCCCACUCUGCAGCGGUUCCUGGACCCGGCUCGGCCCUACAAGUGUUCCUUCUGCUGUGAGUCCUUCACUCAGAGAACCAUCCUGAUGGUCCACUAUAACUCUCUGUCCCACCUCCACCGAGCCAGAACCAGACGGGCCCUGCAGGACUCCAGCCCCAGUCCCCCUUACACCCCCCAGGGCCUGGAACCUAGACCCUUCCACUGCAGCCCGGCCCCGGACCCAAGGUCCUACCGCUGCAGAAUGUGUCGGGUGGCUUACAGCCAGAGUUCCACCCUGGACAUCCACCUCCGCUCUGUACUGCACCAGAAACGAGCCAGUGCAGCUCGAACCCAGCUACCGCUGAACCCCCACACCCGCCAAACCCCAGUCCCAGCCUUGGUGCAGACCCCUGCCUCCAGCCGUUCACCAGGGGGAGGAGAGGGGUCUACCAAGGGAACCCCCCCAACAGCCACCAGAUCAGCCCCUGCCUCCCCAAGUCCCUUUCCCUCCCUGAGUGAAGCCCAGCUGAGUGUGGGUGUCUCUGGGAAGGCUGAGGGCCACCAGGCUAAGAGGAGGAGAGUAGAGGACCUGACAACAUCUGGAGGACAGCAGGACCUAACGUUACUCCAACAGCAGUUAUCUCAGGUCCAGAUGCUACAACAGCAACAUAAGUUAGCCCAGACCCAGAUACAGCAACACACAGCCCUCCUCCAGCCCCAGCUCUUUAGUCCAACUCUGCUCCAGCACCCCCCCUUACUGCAGCAGAACCUCCUAAAGCAGCACCUCUCUUCAGCAGUAGAGAGUCUCCAACAGAGGAACCUCCUCUCUCCUCUCCAGUUCUCCCCAGACAGCCUGUUCUCUCUACAGCAGCAGAUGUUCCAGUCCUUCUACCUCUCUGGAGGUCUGCAGCUCAACCCUAACACAACAAUUAGUCAGACCACCUCAGCCCUCUCCCUCCAGACCACCUCUGCCCUCUCCCCUCAGACAAAUGGGCUUAAACAUUCCUCUCCAAAGCCGGCGACAACUAGCAUCCAGUCUCCAGCCCAGUCCCCGAAGUGUGAAAGCCAGGCUGAGACAGCUGACAAUGACUCCCCCCUCCACCAGACGGAGAAAGAGUCAAACCCAUCCUCCUCUCCUGAGGGAGAUAGAGAGAGGGACAGAGAGAUGCAGGAGAGCGAGAAGAGGGAUAGAGCAGAGAAGGGCCUCAGAGUUCUGCUGGAGAGAUAUGGCUGGGAGCUGGCCCUGCAAUCCAAUCAGAGCAGACAGAGACAGCAGAACAGAGAGAUGGACGGACGACUGGAGGAGGAGAAGCAGUGUGGAGAAUGUGGGAAGCGGUUCUCUGACUCUCUGAUCCUGAAGAGCCAUCAGGAGUUUGUUCACCGCCAGAUGAUCCCUCCUGUAGUGUUGGAGACGUUCUCCAGACAGUACAGGCUGCAGUAUGACCGCCUAUACCCCCUCACACCCCUCACAGCAGGGGACAAUGAUAAUACUGUUUUUGCAAACCUAACCCCAGCCUCAGCACCUGUACUUGCACCCUUACCUCCAGCACCAGCCUCAGAUUCAAUCCUCGACCAAGCCCAAUCCCUCUCCCAAGCCUCAGUCCCAGCCCUUAACCUGGCUACAACCCUAACAGCCAUAGGCCCAGACCCAGCUGUACCCACACCACCAGCAUCUGUACCUGUAACCCUGUCCCCAGACCAAGCCCCAGUUAAUUCCCUCUCCCCAGCCCAAGCCCCAGCCUCACCAACACCCUCUUCUCCUCCACCCCCUUCCCAAACACAACCACUUCCAGAGCAGCAGCAGGACACUACCACUAUCACAACCACCCCUGCCCCUGACCCCUCUCCAACUAUCAUACCCCAGUCCAAACGCUCCAUACAUUUCCCCUUACCCCAACUCCCCCUGUCCCCUCUUCCUUUACCAAAUCUCCCCUCUCUUCCCUUCCCCAUAGACCUCUCUCUCCUCCCCCUUGAUCUAAUGCAGCCCAUAGCACUCCAGUCUAUGCUUCAGUACCAGUUCCUGUUAUCAUCUGGCCACCAACCACCCCUAUCCCUAUACACCAACGCUCACUCCACCCACAACCCAUCUCUACCCCCAUACACUAACACACACUGUGCUCCUAGCCUAGCUCUACCCCCAUACACUGACACACACUGUGCUCCUAGCCCAGCUCUACCCCCAUACACUAACACACACUGUGCUCCUAGCCCAGCUCUACCCCCAUACACUAACACACACUGUGCUCCUAGCCCAGCUCUACCCCCAUACACUAACACACACUGUCCUCCUAGCCCAGCUCUACCCCCAUACACUAACACACACUCUGCUCCCAGCCCAGCCCUGCCCUUUCUGAAGCAUAGGCUGGAGGAAGGGACAGAGGUAACGCCUAUGAGGGAUGUGAUGGCCUGUGAAAGAGAGGAAGGGGGAGAGAGAGAGGGAGAGGGGGAUGAGCAGAGGAGGGAUAGGCGCCAGAGGACCACCAUCAGUGCGGAGCAGCUAGAGGUUCUGGACCAGCACUACAGUCUGAACUCCAACCCAACACGCUCUGUACUGGAGGGCAUCACCAGGGACACAGGCCUGAAGAAACGUGUGGUGCAGGUAUGGUUCCAGAACACCAGGGCUCGUCAGAGGAAGGGCCAGCUCCAGACCCUGGGGGGAGGAGGAGGUCUGGGUAUGGGUGAGAACCACAGGCGCUGUCUGUUCUGCAGGGCUCUCUUCAAGGCUCAGAACGCCCUGGACGCCCAUGUCAGGGCCCGCCACUGUUCACAGACUGACAGAGCUGCCUAUGGCCUGUCUCAUCAGAUGGGUCCUGCAGAUGACUCCAGCUUCUCUCACAACCAUGGAUCCUACAGAGACAGGGAGGGUCCCUCUCUCUCACUCCAGCCUUCUCCCUCUCUCUCCCACCAUCCUUCUCUCUCUCCCUCCCUCCAUCCCUCCCCAAGCCCAUUUCAUCCUUCCUCAAGCCCUGGGGUCGUCCCCAUUGAGAGAAAAUACAUUUCUGGGAAAACCGAUUUGUCCGUUGACCUGAACAAACCCAAAAUUGAAGAGGAGGAAAAAGAGGAGGAAGAAGAUCUGUCAGUAAAAAAAUUCCCUUCGUCUGACCAGGCUCAUGAGGGUAACCGUAGGAAUCUGUUGUCUCUGGGAUACAAUUAUGGAAUGGCGAGCUUCAACGUUCAAGACUGUGACCAGAACACCAGUCCAAGUCUGUCUGAGAGUGUGGAUAGGCAUGUACCGAGACAGCAGCAGAGGCAGCGUACCCAGAUGACCCCCCAGCAGGUUGCCCAGCUCAGAGCCUGCUACAGGGAGCAUCCUACUCCCAGCCCCCUGCAGUGUGAGGGCCUGGGACGGCAGCUGGGCCUGGCACGCAGGGUAGUGCAAGUGUGGUUUCAGAAUGCCCGGGCCAAAGAGAAGAGGGCCAGGAGCCUUAGAGUCGACCCAACCACAGGAUAGAGGGAAAGACUGCAGAGGACAGGGGAGAGAACACACCCAGCCAUGAACCAAGUGCACGUCAGUGACAACAAUGAACCAACCACACACACAGCGAUGAACCAACCACAUGCCACAGAAGCCAAAGAGCAUUCUACCAAUGUACCUCACCCCCUCUUCAGCCCAAAAACAUCACAGGGCAGACCUCCUAGAGCUUUAAGACACCACUCCUCUGUUCCUCCCUCUCUCCUCUCCUGUCCUUUCUUCCAACCGAUACCUCAGGAGUUAACCCCUCCAUGCCAACAGAUGUCCCUGUCCAGACAAUAUAAUCUGGAGAACCAGGAAACAGUAUGUGCCCUUCCCACUUCUGUUUAAAGACUUUACUAGUGUUGUAGUUAGUUCUGUAGCAAGUAGGAACAGAUUAUAUCAAACUGUUAAAGCGAUAAGUCUAAUAUGUUUGGUGUAUAGAACGUUCUUACAAAGCAAAAUAAUAUUCUUCACAAAGAGCUUCUGCAAAGACUUGCUUGGAUUCCAAAGCUCGUAACCAAAACCUUACAUGUCCUUGGAUUGGAUUGUCAACAUGGUGGUUUUCAUUUCCUGAACUGCAGUACAGACCAUACAGUGAAGGGUAGACCUGAGACUGGUGUAGUACUGGUGUGCACCAAUAGAAUGACUGGCCUAUGUGGUGCUGAAGCAGACCACAACCUUCUCAAGCAAAUGAUGACUCUACUGAACAUGUAAAUGUACUGAAUGUUCCUUAUGUGGAGAAUAGGCCAAAUAGCACUGAGCUAAGUCCACUUUGUCCUUUAUGAGAGAGGUCAUAUAAGAAGCUAUUUUGAUAACGUCCGACCAAUAUAUGUCACAACAACUUUAACCAAACACUAAACAACAUUGUUUAGUAAAUGUUAAUGAAUAGGAAUAUUAUGGAUUGACGGUGUGUUAUUUUGUGUUAUUUUGUGGUUUAUGAGAACAUAAUGUAGGCUUUAUGAUGUGGAGUUUAGGUAAGAUGUUGCCUUUUCUUCUUAUCCGAGUAAAUACCAAUACGUUGUGUAAUAUAAUGUAAUGUCUACUAUUCUCAGGCCAACUGAACUGUUUUUAAUUUGGUCGUAGUACUGUACUAUUUUCUCUUCUGUUCCUUAUGCCAGACAGAAAGUCUUUUUUUAAACCUUAUGAUGGGAAUAUUGACUGUUGAUAUGAAAUUCCUAUAAUGCUAGUUCUAAAGAAACACCUCUCUGGAUUUGAGAGAUCUGAGCUUUCUGACCGAGAGUAGAUUGUUCCAUUAUAACAUGUUAAAUGGUCAACUAAGAGUCUUCCCUGAGACUGCCUCUGUUCUGACGGACCAGACUCACUGACAGAGUUGCUGACAUGUAAUACCGAUGAAAACUUUGGAUAUUGUGUGCACUUAACUCUGUACCACACACUCUAACCAUCUCUCUCUCUUUCACUCUCAUCUGUAUGACGUCUGCUGCAGUCGUCUUAUUCUCUAUCUGUAUUAAUAUUACUGUAGUAACUAUGAUAAUAUAUCAUGCUUUAAAACACAACCCAAACACAUAAUAACACUGUAACCAUUGGUGCAUAAACCCCACAAAAACAACUUGAAAAGUUUGCUUGAUAAUGUAACAUUGAAUGAUGGAAAGAAGAGUGACUGAAUAAGAACUGCUGUAUCUGCCUCUUUACCAGGCCACUGGUGACUGUAUACUGAAACCUCCAUGAAACCAACUACUGUACUAGGAUGGAGUAGCACUUCUCAAAGCCAAACUCCCCAGGCCCUAGUGCAUUCGGUAGGGGACACAACCCCAGCCCGUAGUGUACUCAGUAGAAGAGUACUCAGUAGGGAUCCAAAUCCCAGUCCCUAGUGUACUCAGUAGGGAACUACUUCAGAGCCAUUGCAGUGUGUAGAGCGGUUGAAAUGUUUUCCUCCUCUAUAUAACCAACCAGAUAGAUUGUUUCAGCUCAGUCUUUGAGGACGUCCAGUUUGCUGCUAACGUAUUUCGUAAUACUGUAAUAACAAACUAUUAUAACACCCAUAAUGCUGUUUAUAACCUGACCUUUUUUUCUGAUGUUAUCAAAGAGAUACUUGGGGCUCCAGUAUUUACUCAUUAAUGAAUUACUAUGUGGACAGUGGUUUCUAAACAAAGAUACAAAGAAGAUAAAAUGAUACUACAAAGAUAAGAUACAGUACUUCUAUACUAAAGAUCCUGCAUAGCUAUUCUACGGCAGGUUAGAUUGUAUCUAGCCCUAAACCUUCCACAGAUCUGUGUACCAGUCUGUUUCUGCUCUUGUGUCGCUGGCUUGUUUAGCCAUGUAGCUAGCCAUGUUUGUCUCUGCUUUAGGCCAGGCAACAAUGUAACCAUGUAGUGACAUAGACACGUAUCCAUGCAGCUGAGUAGCCACAUAGUCAUGUAGCCACACAGAUUGUAACGAUGUAGCUAUGUAGCCAUGCAGCGGUACUGGACACAGAAACCAGGCUAACCUUCCAAAGGAUGCUGACUAACUCAGUUUUAGCUCUAAAACUAACCACAAUACCAAUGAUCUUUUUCUGUACUGAAAUUCCAAAUACUGUACCACAUGGCUGUUAUGUACAUAUUGUUGUUUUAUUCCUUUUCCUCAUUUUCUCAUUUAACUGUAAGAUGUAAAUAUUGUGUUUUUUUAUUGUUCCUGGAUGCUGUUGCCAUAGUGAUAACCAAAAGAUACAUGUGUUGUGCACCUGUCCCAGUCUCUUGCUCCAGUGGUUAAGUUUAUUCGUUCUCCCCAGUUCUCCUACAGAUGUGUGUUUUCUCCCCCUCCCCCCUCUAUAGCCACUGAGGUAAAUAAAGUCUGGUUUGCAUUUA
Coregonus clupeaformis (lake whitefish) is the source of this 9957-nucleotide messenger RNA. RefSeq names its product zinc finger homeobox protein 3-like. Lineage: Eukaryota; Metazoa; Chordata; Actinopteri; Salmoniformes; Salmonidae. Gene Ontology annotation, molecular function: RNA polymerase II cis-regulatory region sequence-specific DNA binding; DNA-binding transcription factor activity, RNA polymerase II-specific. The transcript has 6 exons. Bases 113 to 7150 code for a protein of 2345 amino acids. Gene Ontology annotation, biological process: brain development; regulation of transcription by RNA polymerase II; regulation of neuron differentiation. Gene Ontology annotation, cellular component: nucleus. The record is from RefSeq and is a predicted model, not a curated record.